UACAGUGGUAACACGUGCUUCCGCUGUAGUCCGGAACAUGGCGGUCGUGUCGGUGGAGGAUGUGUUGGCCCAGGCAGAGAAAGAUGAGGUGGAGAAGCUGAAAAACAUCACCGUGCAGAAAGAGCUGGACCUGCAGUUCGAUCUGGGGAACAUGUUGGCGAUCGAUCCGAACCCACCGAGGACCGGAACACUGAGCCAGCAGAACCGGGAGGGAGGCUUGCGUGCUUUGGCCCGGGACAACACGCAGCUCCUUAUCAACCAGCUCUGGAACUUGCCCUCCGAGAGGGUGCAGGAGGCAGUGGUUGUCAAAUUGCCCGAGCCUAGCACCCGGCUACCAAGGGAAAAGCCGGUCCCGAAGCCGAGGGCCCCGACCCGCUGGGAAGAGUUUGCAAAACUUAAAGGCAUCCAGAAGAAGAAGAAAACGAACUUGGUGUGGGACGAGGUGCACAAGAAGUGGAUGAGGCGAUGGGGUUACCAGCGAGCAAAGGAUAACACUAAAGAAUGGCUGAUCGAGGUGCCGCAGACGGCCGACCCCAACGAGGACCAGUUCCAAAAGCGAAUGAAUGCCAAGAAAGAGAGGGUGGCCAAGAACGAACUGAACCGGCUGCGGAAUAUCGCUAGAUCCACGAAGGGAAAGGUACCUGGCGUGGGGCUCACUCCGGCGGAGCAGCCGUCCAAGAUGGAACUAGCGAAAAGCAUGCAUGUGGCCAAGCGAUCCACUGCCUCUGCGGGCCGCUUCCAGGACAAGCUGCCCAAGGAGAAGGAGCCCAGGAACAUGGGCAAGAAGCGAAAGUUCCAGCCCCUCAUCGGAGAUUUCUCCGCAGAGAAGAACAAGCAGCUCGACAUCCUGAAGAUCAUGGACAGCAAGAAGCCCGCGCUGAACGUCACCAGGGCGGUGAACAGGCAGAUGAGAGAGGAGGACGCGGAGGCCGCGGCUAAAAGGAGAAAAACCCCCAAGAGGGGCAGAGGGGGCAAACCUCAAGGUGGCAACAAAAAGGGCAAAGGCGGCAAGAGUCACGGGGGCAAAGGAGGCAAGAGCCACGGGGGCAAAUUCUCCGGGGGCAAAAGAAAAUCAAAGUAACAUGAUGUACAUUUAUAAAGACACUGUAGCUUGAAGUCAUGCCCCGGGUGUAGUGGACUGAUGCCGGUGGGGUUUCCAGGUGUAUAAAUGACUGUCCCCGUAACGUAUCUGCUGCCGGUUAAUCUGCAUAAGCAAUAAGGCACCAUCAGGAUUGAGUGAGGUCUCUAGGUUGCAGCUGUCUGUUACCCGGUGUAAUGAAAUGUUUACAUGGAUUGUCUGCGAUCGAGUAUCCUUCCGCCAUGAGUACUCGGUCAUUUAAAAAUGUCUGCUGCCAAUGUUUUUGUACAAUCGCAGAGUGUGAUAGACUAAUAAACUAAUAAUAAACUAUUUACAUAGUG
This is a messenger RNA of Spea bombifrons (plains spadefoot toad), 1419 nucleotides long. RefSeq names its product ribosome biogenesis regulator 1 homolog (gene RRS1). The record is from RefSeq and is a predicted model, not a curated record. NCBI's taxonomy places the organism in Eukaryota, Metazoa, Chordata, Amphibia, Anura, Pelobatidae. Gene Ontology annotation, cellular component: preribosome, large subunit precursor; nucleolus; nucleus. Gene Ontology annotation, biological process: ribosome biogenesis; ribosomal large subunit biogenesis; endonucleolytic cleavage in ITS1 to separate SSU-rRNA from 5.8S rRNA and LSU-rRNA from tricistronic rRNA transcript (SSU-rRNA, 5.8S rRNA, LSU-rRNA). The transcript has a single exon. The coding region runs from base 38 to 1081 and encodes 347 amino acids. Gene Ontology annotation, molecular function: protein binding.